Erythranthe guttata (spotted monkey flower) is the source of this 1171-nucleotide messenger RNA. Its product is annotated as putative GEM-like protein 8. The record is from RefSeq and is a predicted model, not a curated record. NCBI's taxonomy places the organism in Eukaryota, Viridiplantae, Streptophyta, Magnoliopsida, Lamiales, Phrymaceae.
AUAUAAAUGGAAAUAUAAUAAACAUUAUCUUACAUUAAAGAGAGAAAGCAGAAACAGCAAUUAACUUUGUGAAAAAAGAUUGGUCAGAAGAUCAUAUCUUGUUUCAACCUUUAGUUUUUUGAUGACCAAAAGCUGACUCAUGCUACAAAAGUUGAUAUCAAACAACUGCCCCCUCUGCUUCCUUAUAUAUAUACAUAAUAGAUUCACAAACACAUGUUUAUUAUACCAGAAGAACAAGUUAUCCACAUUAGUAAUUAGAACAUUCUAAAGAUUUUUGGUCUGUCUCGUAUUUGCACGAAGCAAAAACGAACAAAGCAUAUUAAUGGAACUAGAAAACAGCAGAUCAAUGUUUGUGAAGAAUAAUAUGCACAAGGAACAUCCUAUCGGGAUUCCAAUCAGCUCCGGAGAAUAUUCGCUCGCCUUUACAAAAACUUUUAGAGGAUUUUUACCUGAUCCUGCGUCCGAAUAUCAACUUCUGCCUUCUCCUUCCAUUCAUUAUUCAAAAAUCCAAUCCAACGGUGUAGGACAUUCAGUAAUUGCUAAGAUGAUCAAACUAUGCCGAAGCAUGGAUAUUUUUGCUCAAGGAAUCCGUGAGCACGUAAGAUUAGGAACAAAGUUAAGUGAAACAAUGAAAGGAAAGUUGAGCUUAGGUGCAAGAAUCGUACAAGUUGGCGGAGUGGAGAAAGUGUUCAAGCAAAGAUUCGACAUUUUUAGAGACGAAGAGAAACUAUUGAAAGCUUGUCAGUGCUAUUUAUCAACAACAACAGGACCAAUAGCCGGACUCCUCUUCGUUUCAACGGACAGAAUUGCAUUUUGCAGCGAGAGAUCCAUCAAAUUCUCUUCUCCAGCUGGAAAACUGCUCAAACUACAUUACAAGGUCGUGAUUCCACUAAGGAAAAUAAAGAGUCUCCACGAAAGUGAAAAUGCGAAAAAACCGACGCAGAAGUACGUGCACUUAGUCACAGGAGAUAACUUCGAUUUCUGGUUUAUGGGAUUUCUUAAUCACCAAAGGACUUUAAAGUAUCUCCAGCAAACAAUCCAUCAAACGGUUUAAUACUUUAAUUUGAGCAGAGAAACUAAAUUCUCGCAAUUGUGUACAAAUUUGUUAGAGAUUCUUACAUGUAGCAACGAUGAUUUUUUAACGUCUAGGUAAAUGAUCCAAGUUUCUUUA